This is a messenger RNA of Hibiscus syriacus, 1888 nucleotides long. RefSeq lists its product as uncharacterized. The coding region runs from base 42 to 1544 and encodes 500 amino acids. NCBI's taxonomy places the organism in Eukaryota, Viridiplantae, Streptophyta, Magnoliopsida, Malvales, Malvaceae. The transcript is spliced from 2 exons. The record is from RefSeq and is a predicted model, not a curated record.
CCUUUUUUUUUUUCUUUCGUUGAGGUUGGUACUGUUCGCGCAUGGAGAUUUUUACAAAAGCGAAGGCUGUGAAAUUGAGGAGUCACCUGGAGAAAUCCCUAGUGGCCGACGACGAUCAAGAAACCGUUCGUCAAAGCCGAAAUAGCUCAGGCAUAAGAGCUAGGUGGUUCGUCGAGCUUGUUCAUGAUAAACCAAACGUUAUCCGUCUCAGAAGUUGCCAUGGGAAGUACUUGACCGCCACCGAUAUACCCUUUCUUUUAGGCAUGAUGGGUAACAAGGUGCUGCAAACGGUACCGGAUAAGAUGGAUUGGAAACUCCAGUGGGAGCCUAUAAGAGACGGCUCCCAGAUCAAGUUCAGGUCUUGGUGCGGUAAAUUUCUGCGCGCGAAUGGAGGAACGCCGCCGUGGAGAAAUUCCAUCACUCAUGACGAACCCCAUACCGGUGCGACGCAGAGAUGGGUGUUAUGGGAUGUGGAGGUGGUUCAGGUGCCGGAGUCAGAUUCGGUAUUGGAGUAUAUAUCAUCGGUUUCGAGAUUUUCUUCGGUGUCCGAUGAGGUUUUGGAGACUUUGAGCGAUGGUGUUUUCGGGUCAGGGCCGCAGUCGCCGAUCUCCGCCGUGUCGUCGGUAAAGUCCACGAGGUUUUCAAUGGUUUCAACAGGGUCACCCAAACAGACAAAUUCUAACAAAUAUCGGGUGGCGGCGGUGGAUUUGUUCCUCAACGCCAAAGCGGUGCGCCUACGGAGUCACCACGACAAGUAUCUCGUCGCCGAAGAAGACGAAGAAUCCGUUUCUCAGGACCGGAACGGCUCAUCCAAAAACGCCCGAUGGAUCGUCGAGUUGGUACCCGGAUUCGAAAACAUCACCCGCUUAAAAAGCGUUUACAACAAGUAUCUCACCGCCUCGAACCAACCCCUUCUACUCGGGACGACCGGUCGGAAGGUGAUUCAAUCGCUUCCUAAGAGGCUCGACUCAUCGGUCGAGUGGGAACCCCUUAGUGCAGGGAAUCACGUGAAGCUCAAGACCCGGUACGGUAACUUCUUGAGAGCCAAUGGAGGGUUACCCCCUUGGAGGAACUCGGUGACUCACGAUAUUCCUCAUAAAACUGCUACUCAAGAUUGGGUGCUGUGGGAUGUUGAUGUUGUGGAGAUUCAAGUCAAGUCUCUACCUGCCGUUCCUGAUGAAGAUUCGUUGAAUUUGGAACCUACUUCGCCUUCUGCAGUUUCGGCUCGGUCGAGUGAUUCUUAUGUGGAUUCGCCGCACAAAUCCGAUUGUAGGACCAUAUACUACCGUGUAGAGGACGACAAUGGGGAGGCCGAUGAUGAGGCAGCGGAAGGGCACUCUUUUAGUUUCAAGGGAAACAAUGUGGCCGAACUGACUCAUAAAUUAAUGGAAGAAACAGGGCACGAGGAUAUCGUGGUGUGUACCCGCAGCCCUUUGAACGGGAAGCUUUAUCCUCUUCGGUUACAGCUUCCGCCCAACAAUGCCGAUAUGCAUGUCGUCGUUGUUUUGCCAUUAGGCUCCAGAGGCGAGGCUUCUCUUUGUUGAUUCACUCAUCCCUUCCGCUGGUAUUUCAUUUGACAUGGUUUUUUCAGGGGCAAGAAAUUUUGCAAAAUGAGGAAUUAAUGCAUGUGAGCUCCAUGGAAGGAACGUAGAUUGUAUAUACUAGUCUCAAGUCUCUUGUUAUACUUAGAUUAUAGUAUUCAACGAGUCGAUUACAUCCCAUUGCGUUUUUUCAGCUAUAGGUUGGGUUAAAGUCCAGUGGAGAAUGGAGAUUGUAUUGUUUUUUCCUCUAUAUCAGAGGAUUUGUGUUGUGUAAAAUAUUUUUAUGUGCUUUCUGCCAAACUUAUUUUGAAAUCCCAUAUAUAUACAUCACCUCAUUGUUUUUCCCA